AUGGAAGAAAUCACUCGUCUCAAACAUCUUCAGGACGAAUCAGCCCGUCUUCUAACCGAAGUAGCAAAAAAAGAAAAUAGCUGCAAAAGAGUCAUAAUUGACUUGCAAAAACAGCAAAAUACAACAUCGAUAGUCGUAGAUGAAGACAACAUGAAAAUGGAUACAGCGGAAAACACGCCAAAGCCGCAGAAACAACUGGCAGGCAAGAAUCCACAGUUGCCCAGGACAGAACAGGCAGGCAAGAAGCCACAGCUGCCUACAACAGAACCAAGAAAAUAUUCUUCAACUGCAAGCAACAGAAAAGAAGAACCAACAACAACAAAUCCUGCAAUAACAACAAAUGCCAGCAACAAACAGUCAUCAGCAGCAGUAACAUCAACCUCCAUUGCCGCAGCAACAACCACCAAAGGGAAGGUGAAAAGGUCUGGUCGUGGUAAAGGUGGCAAAGUUAAGGGAAAGGCAAAGUCCCGUUCCAAUCGUGCUGGUCUUCAAUUCCCCGUCGGUCGUAUCCAUCGUCUGUUGCGAAAGCGUGUUGGUGCCGGUGCUCCCGUCUAUUUAGCCGCUGUCAUGGAAUAGUUGGCUGCUGAAGUCUUGGAAUUGGCUGGCAAUGCUGCCCGUGACAACAAGAAGACUCCUUUCAUUCCUCGUCACUUGCAAUUGGCCAUCUGUAACGACGAAGAAUUCAACAAAUUGCUGUCUGGCGUUACCAUUGCCCAAGGUGGUGUAUUGCCAAACAUCCAAGCUGUUCUCUUGCCCAAGAAGACCGAAAAGAAAGCCUAAAUUAUCUCGAAAGAAGGUAUUAUGGAAUGAA
Messenger RNA from Musca domestica (house fly), 811 nucleotides. RefSeq lists its product as uncharacterized. Gene Ontology annotation, molecular function: protein heterodimerization activity; DNA binding; structural constituent of chromatin. The record is from RefSeq and is a predicted model, not a curated record. NCBI's taxonomy places the organism in Eukaryota, Metazoa, Arthropoda, Insecta, Diptera, Muscidae. Gene Ontology annotation, cellular component: nucleosome.